ACUGUAUUCUUUCCCAUUCUUUAUUUGCCCUCCCAUGUGCCCCCGCCCCUCUCUCUUUAAUAUCGAUGACGUUGACGUCGCCCGCUUCUCUCUCCGUCCUGCCCGUGACACGCUCCUCGUCCUCCUCUUCGCUAUGGCUUCCGCGCCGGAGCUCGGAGCCUCGGCCGACGCCCUCCUGGCCAUCGUCCGCCGCAUAUCCGCCGCAGGGGGCUUCGCCGAAGCCGGGCCCCUACGGGCCGACUGCCUCCGCCUCGCCCGCAAGGUCUCCAUCCUCUUCCACCUUCUCGAGGAGAUCCGGGACUCCGCAGCCGCGGCCAAUCCGACUCCGCCCUCUUCUCCCAUGGCGUCCUCUUCUUCCCGGACCUCCCCUUCCUCGUCAUUGGCCGAUCUGACGGCGGCUUUCGAGGCGGUCGAGCGGUUUCUCAUGCUUGCCUGCCGGCCUCCUCCGGCCGGUUCCCCCACUGAUAUGAUCAACAAAUAUAUUGCAGUCCAGUGUCAGUAUGUGGCAUGGCAAUUGGGGAAGGCUCUUGGAAACUUACCAUCUGAUUAUUUUGACAUAUCAGAUGAAGUCCAAGAACAAGUUGAAUUGGUGCGUGCACAGCUGAGAAGGGCAGCAGAGAAGGAUAAAUCAAAUCUACAAAUCUUUUCAGCAAUUUAUGAUACACUCUCCCAUGUGCACGGUGAAGAGGUUAUGUUGGAGCUGUCAAACUGUCGCAAAGCAUGGAAGAAUGACAGCCCAGGCCGCGCUGAUGUUGAUUUCCAGAAAAUAAUAGUUCUAGUUGCUGAAGUUAAUGGAAAGUCUGAGCUUGAGGCCAAGCAAAUAGAAUCCACUCUGUUGGAAACACUCCAGCAAGCUAGACUUGCUGAUCCUGAUAAAACUGUUGGAGAUGAUAUCAAGUCCAGCAAUGAUGCCAUAACGACUUUUGAUGAAAUCAAGAAACCUGAUUCUCCGGUGAUUCCGCAGGACUUCUGUUGCCCAAUAUCCCUUGAAUUGAUGAGAGAUCCUGUCAUCGUUGCCACUGGACAGACUUAUGAGAGGUCUUCUAUUCAGAGAUGGAUCGACUGUGGCAACCAGACGUGCCCAAAGACUCAGCAGAAGCUCCAAAAUCUUAUAUUAACCCCUAACUAUGUGCUGAGAAGUCUUAUCAUGCAGUGGUGUGAAGAAAACAGGAUUCAGAGACCACAUGGAUCAACCAGUGGAAGUUUAAGAAAGAGCAAUGGAUCUUACCAUGAAAUUUGUGGGGACACAGACAAAAUCGAGGCACUGGUUCGUAGUCUCUCAAGUAGCUCCAUGGAGGAGCAGAGGUCUGCUGCCGCCGAAAUCCGAUCGCUGGCCAAAAGGAGCAUGGAUAACAGAAUUCUGAUAGCAGAGGCCGGAGCUAUCCAAGUUCUUGUUACUCUUUUAUCGGCGGACGACCCAAAAAUCCAAGAACAUGCAGUGACAUCUAUCUUGAACCUCUCGAUAUAUGAUAACAACAAGGCAAUAAUAAUGCUUGCUGGAGCCAUUCCUCAAAUGAUCAAAAUACUUAAUUCUGGAAGCAUGGAGGCGAGAGAGAAUGCUGCAGCAGCCAUUUUUAGCUUGUCACUUGUGGAUGAGAAUAAGAUAACCAUCGGAGGCACACCAGGAGCAGUUGAAUCAUUGGUCAAGUUGCUCCAAAAUGGUAGCCUAAGGGGGAAAAAAGAUGCUGCAACAGCUUUGUUCAACUUGUGCAUUUAUCAUGGCAACAAAGUUCGUGCCGUGCGGGCUGGGAUACUGACACCUUUACUUGAUAUGCUAAAGGAUCCUUCCAGCAAUUGCAUGAUAGAUGAAGCAUUGACAAUAUUAUCAGUUCUUGUGAGCCACCAAGAGGGCAAGGUGGCUGUAGUUAAAGCUAACAUGAUCCCGCUUCUAAUAGACCUUUUAAGGACUAGCCAGCCGCGCAAUAAGGAGAACUCGGCGGCCAUAUUACUAGCUCUUUGUAAGAAAAAUCAUGAGAACCUUGAAUGUAUAGUGCAGCUAGGUGCUCUUAUACCGCUAACUGAGUUGGCAAGAAGUGGUACAGAUAGAGCCAAGCGUAAGGCUACUUCUCUGCUCGAGCAUCUGAAUAAGUUGCAGACACACUAGGUGAGUUUUCUUUGCAAUUGUUUUGUUUGUGCUGUAUAAGUUUCUAUAAUUGUUUCAUUUGCGUGCAAAACCAGUGGAUGACAAGUCAUGUAUACUGGUUUGUGAAUUAACUUCAUUCUUUACGAGAGUCUGUGAAGGUUUCCUCUGUAUCUUCUUUUAAGUGAUGUUGUGCGAUUUCAUUCCGGGAGCUGGUUGUGGGAUAUGAAAAAUUGGCAUGAUCUCCACUGUUCUUUGCAUCUGCUGAACAUUUGUAAUAAUUUUUUUUCAAGUUAUGUUGCUUUUUGUUGGAAUCUUCUGCAAUGAAACAACCUUUCACAA
Messenger RNA from Phoenix dactylifera (date palm), 2422 nucleotides. RefSeq names its product U-box domain-containing protein 10-like. Gene Ontology annotation, molecular function: protein binding; ubiquitin-protein transferase activity. Lineage: Eukaryota; Viridiplantae; Streptophyta; Magnoliopsida; Arecales; Arecaceae. Gene Ontology annotation, biological process: protein ubiquitination. The record is from RefSeq and is a predicted model, not a curated record.